Messenger RNA from Postia placenta MAD-698-R-SB12, 360 nucleotides. RefSeq lists its product as hypothetical. The transcript has a single exon. NCBI's taxonomy places the organism in Eukaryota, Fungi, Basidiomycota, Agaricomycetes, Polyporales, Adustoporiaceae. Bases 1 to 360 code for a protein of 119 amino acids. The record is from RefSeq and is a predicted model, not a curated record.
AUGGCCGACCGCGCGAAGGUGCAGAUGCAGGCGGCGCAACCGCCCCCCGUCACUAGCGAAAGCAUCGAGCUGCCAGACAUCAACAGCGAAUAUUCGGACUCAGAAGAUGAGGAUCGCCCACGGACGUUCGACCCUCCAGAAUGGGCGCAGUCGCCAGAGCUACGCCAAGCGCUGCAGCAGCAGAGCACUAUGAACCCAGACGACAUUUUCGGCCGUAUCGGGCCAUUACGAAUGGAAGAUAUCUUCCGGACAAGGCAGAGUCGAUUCAGGGCACGCACAAGCUCCGCAAACUGGACGGGGACAGAUCAAUUGACUGCAGAAGAGGAGCGGGAGUAUGCUCGUCGGAUGGGUUUCAAAUAA